AUGGAACAAUUAAAUUGUCAAAAUGAAAGCGAGUGGAUUAAUUGGCUUGAUGAAGCAAUUAAUAAGGAACAUAUAAAAUAUUAUAAAUAUGAUCAAUUUAAUAAUGUUAAAAUUAUCGGUUCCGGCGGAUUCGGCAAAGUAUUUCGAGCUAACUGGAAAAAUACGGGAAAUAUUUUAGCUUUGAAAGAAUUUAAAUAUAAUACCGCUGUUAAAGAAAUCAUCAAUGAGGUAAAGUGUAAUUGUUCCUGUUCAGAAUUCUUCAACAAAAAGCUUUGCGCACAUAAUUACUCUCUUUUAAAAAAUAAAAAAUUCAUGAUUGUAAUGGAAUAUGCCGACGGAGGUUCUCUUAGAAACUACUUGAAACUUAAUUUCAGUACUCUCACAUGGGAUAAUAAAUAUCAAUUAGCAUAUCAAAUUGUAAGAGCUCUGGAAUGUUUACAUAAUGAAGAAAUUCUACACCGUGACUUGAAUUCCAAUAAUAUUUUUGUUCAUCAAAAUAGAAUUAAAUUAGGUGAUUUUGGAUUAUCCAAAAGAAUUGAGGAAAUAUCAAAAUCUGGUUCAGAAACAAUUGGCGUUAUUCCUUACAUCGACCCAAAUAAAUUUGAACAAAAAAAUUAUAAAUUUAAUAAAAAAAGUGAUAUAUAUAGUCUUGGUGUAAUACUUUGGGAAAUAUCAAGUGGCAAACCUCCAUUUAAGAAUACAGAUUAUAACGAUCCACAUUAUGAAAUAUGUUUAGCAAUAAAAAUUAUGCAAGGUUUUCGAGAAACAGUUGUUAAGAAUACACCUAUUGAAUAUAUUAAACUUUAUACUGGUAAUUAUAAAUUAAUUCUGAAUUUUCUUUUUUAACGUAGUAUAAUUUCUGGAAUAACAUCGAAAAAAAUAAAAUUUAUUUUCAGCGUGUUGGGAUCAAAAACCAGACGAACGCCCAACUGCUCAACAAGUCGUUACGAAAUUGGAAAAAAUUAUGUCACAAAAAAAUAUAUUAGGGGACAAUUUUGAGGAGGAUAAUCAAUUAUCGAAAGAAAUUCAGUGUAAUAAAAAUACCAAUACAAGUUUUAGUAAUUCUAGCAUACAUUUAACAAUUUUGGAUAAAGAUAAUAAUUUAUUUCAGGAAAUAUCUAAUAAUAUAAUAUCAUCCGAAAAAUUAGAAACCGAUAAAGCGAGAGGUUUUAUUAAUAAGAAAACUCUUGGAACUAAACAAAUUCUUAGGUUUCGUACGCCAAAACUCGGAAAUAAAGUAAAAAAACUACUAAGUAAACUGAAAGUAAAGCAAAUCAUAAAACAUUAAUAUCGUUGUAACUUAUAUAAGUGAAACAUAGUAAGGGUUAUAGGGAGGUG
Molecule: messenger RNA, 1338 nt
Organism: Rhizophagus irregularis DAOM 181602=DAOM 197198
Lineage: Eukaryota; Fungi; Glomeromycota; Glomeromycetes; Glomerales; Glomeraceae
Source: RefSeq, a predicted model, not a curated record